Molecule: messenger RNA, 357 nt
Organism: Naegleria gruberi
Lineage: Eukaryota; Heterolobosea; Eutetramitea; Acrasida; Naegleriidae
Exons: 1
Coding region: 1-357 (118 amino acids)
Molecular function (GO): protein binding
Source: RefSeq, a predicted model, not a curated record
AUGGCAAUUAGAAUAAUUGGAAAUCAGAAACAAUUAUUCAGAUUUAUUGCUUCCCAAGGAGCUAUGGAUAUAAUAGAUACUGUGAAUGGAAAGGUCAUUAAAGAGUUGAAGCUUGAAAAAAUCAAAACAGUGACGGAUAUUGUUUUCAUCAAUCCAAAAAGAAUGCUUGUUGCUGAACUUUUUCAUAAUACAUGUUUUAUUUAUGAUGAAAUGAACGAAAAUGAAUGGAAAUUGAUACAUACAAUUGAAGACGCAGAGAAUAUUCAUUUUAGUCAACCAUUAGGAUUGGCGAUUGACAGAAAAGGAGGGAAAAUAUUUCUUUCAGAUUAUGACAAUAAGAGAAUUGUUGUAUUUUGA